Molecule: messenger RNA, 2089 nt
Organism: Habropoda laboriosa
Lineage: Eukaryota; Metazoa; Arthropoda; Insecta; Hymenoptera; Apidae
Gene: slmo
Product: protein slowmo
Exons: 5
Coding region: 154-705 (183 amino acids)
Biological process (GO): phospholipid transport
Cellular component (GO): mitochondrial intermembrane space
Molecular function (GO): phosphatidic acid transfer activity
Source: RefSeq, a predicted model, not a curated record
UGGAGACCUUUUGUACGAUCUUUUGAGGUACAUCAGGUUUCGAAGUUAGUAGACGCGUCUUGCAGUGUCGAAGUGUAGUGUCUUUUAACGUGAUUGUUAAUAGUUUAAAUUAUAGUGUUAACCGUACGUUCGUAUUAGAAAAAUUCUGUAAACAUGAAGUUGUGGACAUCGCAUCACACUUUCGACCAUCCGUGGGAAACAGUAGUAAAAGCAGCCUGUAGAAAGUAUCCGAAUCCUUUAAAUCCAUCCGUUCGGGGAACCGAUGUCAUCGACAGAAGGAUCAAGAAUGGUAUCCUUUAUUCCCACAGACUGAUCACCACACACUGGACAUUUCCUUCUGGACUAUUUCGGGUGUUCACACGCGACAGACUGUGCUACGCCAGUGAAUGGAGCACGAUUAAUCCGGAAUCGAAAGAAAUGGUGAUAAAAACAGUGAACAUAACGUUGGGUGCGCACGUCUCGGUCGACGAGGUUGUCACGUAUUCACCGCACCCGGAAAACUCGGAUGCAACCCUUCUAACACAACAGGCAGUCAUUUCUGUCCAAGGGGUUCCCCUUAUCGACCAUCUCGAGGGUCUAUUGACGAAGACCAUAGAAGAAAAUGCAAAGAAGGGCCGACUAGCGAUGGAAUGGGUGAUCGCGAAAACGACGGAGAAAACACCGGACAACAAGCUGUACCAAGCGUUUCUCCAGUUCGACGACUGAAAGUAAGGAAAAAAAAUAAGUGAUUCGGCGAGAGCGACCAUUCCCUUCGUUAACGUCUCGGUGCUCAUAUUAUCUAAAUGUACAUUCACGGCACCCGAGGAACUGAAUCAGCAAAUCUUUCUAUUAAUAAUGACUAUAUGUACAGUCGGUAUAGUUAUUCGAACACUGAUUUUGAUCUAAUAAAGUGGAAUCAACGUAGUUGAAUUUUUUAAACGAUUCUAACGGGGAAAUGAAAUUGUUCACGAGUACUUUUUCGAGUAUUAAAUGAUUAAAUAAAUAUUUUCUUAGAGAGAGUCUGAAGACACGCGGUAGUAGUUAUCGACUGAAGCAAGCCGAGGUAUAUUUCGAGGUGAACGUGAACGGUUUAUGGAACAGUGAAAGUGUCGUUUAUUCACAAUUUUACGUGCAUAUAUUACACAUGUGUAAAAAAGUAUGAAGGGGAAAGCUUUGCGUCGUCGAUCUUUUCGCCGAAGUCGCUAUCGUAAAAGAAAAAAGAGAGACGUAACUCUCCGGCAAUGCGAUUGAAACGAUUAAGAAUACAGACAAUAUCAGACAAUAUCGCGAUUUCAAACCAAAGGCUCUUAUUUCUCCAGAGAACAGUUUCUUACGAUAAGCUUUGUAAAAUCAACAUGAUACUUUUUCAACCAACAAGAAAACAAUGUACGAGAAUAGAAGUAUUUACAAAAAGUAUAGCGUAAUAAUGUUCGUAUUAUUUAUGAGAUUUGAAUCUUUGAACAUUUACUAAAGAAAGAGGAAAAAGGAAAAAAAAAACGCACGCUUAUAUUUUACCGAGUUUAAUUUGUAUUUUCUGUAUUAAACCUGUCGAAUACUUUGUAAGAGAUCAUGUUACGUGCUACGUACAAUGAAAGUGUCCUCGAUAUCGGUGCAUAUCUCUUUCGUCGUGCUUCUUCAACUUCAGUUUUGUCGUGCUGAAAAAAUGAGAAAACAAACAGAACAAAAAGAUUCGACGAAGUGUUUCUCCCAUGAUUGUUAAUCGUGCUAGUAUGUGACGAAUUAUUUUAAUAUUCGAUUAUUGCCACGCGAGAGGCUUCUUCUGCAGCACUAUACGGCCGUUAGUUGUAAAUUAGCGAAUGUAUGUGACUUGAAUUAUAAUAAGCUACCGAGGUAGAAAACAAAUAACAAAAAAACAGAAAAGCAAAGGAAAAAGAAAUAAAUACUCCCAAGCAUAUGAUGUAACAAUUAGUGGACAGAUUUUCAUGUAAAUUUCAUACGGCAUACCCGAGCUGCAGUUUGGGUUCUCGUCUACUACCUGACGCUUGUUUGAGUCAGAAACCACGAACAAAUAAAAUAUAUGUACCUUUAAAACAGCACGCUUGCGUUAACGUUUUCUAUGCACGAUUACAAACCGAAUCCAACCUGUAAC